Haemonchus placei is the source of this 429-nucleotide messenger RNA. Lineage: Eukaryota; Metazoa; Nematoda; Chromadorea; Rhabditida; Trichostrongylidae. The record is from the annotation of a GenBank genome assembly.
AUGCAUAGCAUCCAAAUGUUUGUGUUUUUCCCACUAUUAGCUCUCCUUGUACCAAUUUCCUCUGCUGAGGAUUUGGAAACUCCGCUAGAUGAUAAAGAAACCUUUGAGACACUUAACAGUAUGUACACCAACGAUCUGGUUUGGAGUGAUGAAUGGGCGGAAAAGGCAUUGGAUUGGCUCAAGUCUCCAGACAAUCAAAAAAAUGUGGAAGCUGAUUUGAUUGUUGGAGGAAGAAGUCCAAUUGCCAAUGCAAACGAAAAGCCCGUAUGGCAAAAAAUAGUCGACGUCUUAGAAAUCCAGUUUGAUGAAGCAGAAGCAGAACUCGAAAAUCUUCCCCCAGGCACGGUAUACGGAUGCAAUGGCUAUAUGAGCACAAUAGAAACGAAGGAUGAUUAUGUGUCUGCUGUUUGUCUCUAUAAACGACAGUAA